This is a messenger RNA of Culicoides brevitarsis, 2732 nucleotides long. Its product is annotated as RNA-binding protein 28. Gene Ontology annotation, molecular function: mRNA binding. Gene Ontology annotation, cellular component: nucleolus. The transcript has a single exon. The coding region runs from base 71 to 2530 and encodes 819 amino acids. Lineage: Eukaryota; Metazoa; Arthropoda; Insecta; Diptera; Ceratopogonidae. The record is from RefSeq and is a predicted model, not a curated record.
CAACGGAAACAACGUGCGUUUUGUUUACUCUGCAAAAUUUUGAAGAAAUUUGACAAAAAACAAGUCAAAAAUGGUGCCAGAAGGCGAAGAUUACAUUCCGUUGGAGAAUGCAAACAAACCGGCGCGACGUCAAAGCAACGGCAAUCAAUUUGCCGCACGUGAAGGAGACUGGCCAUGCGAUUGCGGCAACACAAAUUUCGCCUGGAGAGGCGAAUGUCACAAAUGUAAGAAGCCCCGACCCGGCGGAGUGCCUGCGAAUGUCGCAAAAAAGCCCGCAGCGCGUGGCAUUUCAUCAAGUUUGAACAAAUCGCGUGACAAUUCCAAGGGAAAUGAUCGAGAUUGGACCUGCGAAUGCGGAAAAAGUAAUUUUGCACGCAGAAAUGAGUGUUUCAAAUGCAACAAAAGCAAACCCGAAGGCGGAACAAACAAAAAAUUCACAAAUCCCAAUGCUCGGGAGGGAGAUUGGAGUUGUGAAUGCGGCGCAAAUAACUUUUCACGACGAACGGAUUGCUUCAAAUGUGCCAAAAAACGACCCGGAGGCUUUCAAAAAGGUGCUAAUAACAGAAAUUCGGGAUCUCGCGACAGUUCAAACGUUCGUGAAGGAGAUUGGACCUGCGAUUGUGGCGAAAGUAACUUUGCUCGACGUGCCGAAUGCUUCAAAUGCAAAAAAUCCCGUCCCGGAGGCGUUCCUAAAAGUCCCAAUAAAGGUCCUCGUGACAAUUCGAACGUUCGUGAAGGAGACUGGACCUGCGAUUGUGGCGAAAGUAACUUUGCUCGACGUGCCGAAUGCUUCAAAUGCAAAAAAUCCCGUCCCGGAGGCGUUCCUUCUCCCAAAAAACCUUCGAAAAAACCACAAAAAGACACUCCCGCAUCCGAAAUUAACCGCAAAGCGCGUCUCAUCGUGCGAAAUUUGCCUUUCAAAGCCAAAGAAAGUGACCUGAAGAAGCAUUUCGCUCCCUAUGGCGACAUCGAAGAAGUCUGCAUGCUCAAACGACAAGACGGAAAGUUGGUUGGAUGUGCCUUUGUGCAAUACAAAAAAGUCAAUGACGCCGUAAAAGCUGUCAAAGAGACAAAAAAUAAGAAAUUCAUGGAUCGCCCGUUGCGAGUCGAGUUCGCGUUAAGCAAACAAGAUUACGCGAAGAAAAAAGGACUCAAAACUGAAGACGACGACGAACAAAAAGUCAAAAAAGAAGUCGUGAAGAAGGAAGAAAAGGAUCCGGAUGACGAAGAAAAGCCCGUAAAAAAAGGUCCUCGUCGCUCAGCGAACGAUGCGGGCGAUGGCAGAACACUUUUCAUCAAAAAUCUCCCGUUUGACACGACAGACGAAGAACUCGGGCAAAUUAUGUCGCAAUUUGGCAUGCAAGAGUACGCCUUGACGAAUCGCGAACCGAUUUCGGGUCAUUCCAAGGGAACUGGGUUCGUUCGUUUUCGCACAAAGGAGUCGGCGGAUUUGUGUUUGCAGAAUUCCGGCAAAAUUCAAGUCAAGGAUUUCACGUUGGAUGUUUUUCCUGCCAUGAGUCGCAAUGAGGCGAAGCAAAAGCACGAGGAAGACAAGAAAAAAGAGCCGAAAGACUCGAGAAAUUUGUAUCUCGUGAAGGAAGGCGUUAUUUUGGCAGGUUCGAGUGCUGCAGAGGGCGUUUCCGCUUCCGACAUGCAAAAAAGACUUCAUUUGGAGAAAAUUAAGGCGCAAUGGUUGAAAGAUUUGAAUCGAUUUGUGGCAAGAGAUCGCUUGACAAUCCAUAAUUUGCCCGAAAAGUACGACGAUAAAAAAUUAAAAGGCAUGGUGAUCCAACAAACGGGCGAAACUCCGAAAGAAUGCAAAGUGAUGCGCGAAAAUAAACCAUCAAAAGACUUUCCGGGAGGCAAUAGCAAAGGAUUUGGCUUUUUAUCCUUCGAAACACACGAAAUCGCAUUAAAAGUCUUGCGAAAAUUGAAUAAUAAUCCAAAUAUUUUUGGAAAAAACAACCGCCCAAUCGUCUCGUUCAGCAUCGAAGACAAAAAAGCGAUCAAUUUGAAGCAAAAACGACUCGAAAAAUCACUUUUGAACAACCCGACGUACCAAGCAAAGCUCGAAAAAGAGAAAAAUCCCGACGAAAAACCCAAAAAGAAGGCAGAAGAAAAUUUCCCCGGCAAAUUUGUGCUGUUGAAACGCCCCGCAGACGACGAUGAUGACACAAACGAAAACCCGAAAAAGAAGAAGAAAACAGAAGAUGCGGAUUUCGUCGGAUUAGAAGCUAAAGAAGGAGUUACCCGGAUGCGAUCUCGGUCGAAACUCGAUGCUCAAGCACAAAAACACGCAGAAAACACACACAAACUCAAAAAACAACAAAAACGCUUAAAACUACAGGAGGAAAUCCGCAAGGAAAAGCAAGAAAUCGGGCGAACGAAGAAGAAAAAGGUCGAAAAAGACGACAACUUUGGCGAACUUUUCACAGAAUACAAAAAUUUAUUCAAAGCAGCGACGAGUACAGAUAAAGAGGUUGUCAAGAAGAAGAAACAAAAAUGGCAUGAAGGCGUCGGAGAGAAUUAAAAAUACAUUUUUAUAGCAAAAAACUGUUUUAUUAUAUGAAAAAGUUGUGAGAAAAGCGAAAAAAAUAAAAAAAAGUUGAAAUAUUAAAAAAUUAAAACAAAAAAAUUUUUUUUGAAAGACGUUCAAGUGCCAGGCAGAGUUCUACAAAUCUUAAGAGCUAUUUUCUAAAUUUCUACGUUAUUGUAUGUGGUUACGUAUUUGC